Messenger RNA from Moneuplotes crassus, 1892 nucleotides. NCBI's taxonomy places the organism in Eukaryota, Ciliophora, Spirotrichea, Euplotida, Euplotidae. The record is from the annotation of a GenBank genome assembly.
AUGAAUAGGAAGAGAAAUGGGGGAUUAGUGAAGAAGAGGAAGAGAAGUGGGGAUUUGGAGAGUAGUGGAUGGGGGGAUGAGUCAGUGGAGAGGGUGUGUGAGAGGAAUCAGGUGAGGGAAGAGAAGGAGAGGAUGAAGAAGGUUAUGGAGGAUAGAGGGAAUGUUUUGAAGAGGGGGGAUGAGUAUCCUAGAGAAAGCUGUGAUACUAUGAAUGAUCAGAUUUUUGACUUGAACAAUGAGAAUAUAAUUAAUGAAGGUAUACGCCCAACGACAAAUAAACACGAGUUCUUCAUGGGAUCUGAAUUUAUUCCUGAAAUCAUUGAAAGUCCCAUGGAAGAUAAUACUUCUAGUUGAUCUAGUAGCAUUAUUGACGAGACAUCAUUGAAAAAGAGAACUUCAGUUAACUCUGAUGUUAUGAGUCAAAAGUUCUCAAUUUACUCUGAAAAUAAAGUUAAAUUUGAAAGGAAUCAAAGCCAAAGAAGCUCUCAUAUUCCCAAGAAACCUUUAGCUUAUCGAUCAAAUAAGCCGGCUACUAAAUCAAAACCAAAGGUAGCUCAUUCAAUUUCUUAUGAUUUAUCUUCAUCCAAUAUACAGAAACCAGGAAAGAAAAUAGAUGCCUUAAAAUAUUCUUUACCUGGCAUCAAGGGAAAUCUUGCAAAGAAGGUUCUUUCAGGGAAGAGACAGAAUUCCUCUACAAGGAUAAACAAAGACUUGAGCUCUGUAAAUAUCAGAGGAGGGAAAAUCAAAGAUAAUAAGAAUAGAAUCCCUGAUAAUUUCAAGUCAUUUGAUGCUAUCCACGCGUCUAAUAGAAACAAACCUCUUUCUGGAGACUACAGUCACCUUCUCGAAGGUCCUUUCAUUAAAGCUUCUAAUCUUAUUGAAUCUUUCGACUCUCAGACUACUGAGGGAAAGCAGGAGAAAGAGGAAAAUAUUCAUCACGAAUAUAACGAUUCUUUGCAAGCUUCCAAUCCAAAUACUGGGACUAUUGGAGAAAACUCUCUUCCCGAAAUUGAUAAUUCAGUGGUAGAUGAAAUCUUGCCUUUCAAAGGUUUGGAGAAUCACAAUACUAUGAUUAGUAAGGAAGGUUUUAGUGGUGCUCAUAAAUCACAAUUCAUGCAUAAGACAAGUGAGAAUUUCUAUUCAAGUGUUGCAGGAAAAUCUCCUUGUCCAAAUCAGAUCUGAUAUGACGAGGGUAGUUACAACCAUUUUAAUUCACUCGAGCCUGAUCCUUCUGCGAUAAAUUGCUACAAUAGCAUUGAACCUGACCAAGACAAGAGUCAAAGAGUCUCUCAAAAGCAGCUUAAAAUGUAUAAUUUACUCCGUAUUUCUAAAAAUGCUCAAAGUUGUCGUACGAAUCUCCCAAGAAACGCAAAAUUUCGAGGGAAAUUCUGAAGAAGCAAGAAUAGCUCUUCUGAUCUAAAAAACUCCAUUCACGCUGAGAUAGAGAAAGGACUACCUCAGAUCUUUAACACAGGCAAAAUUAUUUCAAGGAAAAUGUCUGUCAGAGGUAAAAUCUCUAAAGAUCAUGAAGCCGGCGUUGGGAAUCUUAGCUAUGAUGAUCGUGCAAUGAGCUUAAAAGGUUUUCAUAAUAAGAACAAUUCUGAGAGAUCCUAUGGAGACCGCUCAUUGGACCGAACUCCAGGUAAGAUUAGGUACACUAUAACCAAUGGGGUCUCUCAGCCUGGGUUAAGAAUUAAAUACUCUGGGCAAAAUGAUGUUGCAACCAAUUGGAAGAUUAGCAAGAAUAAUGAUUUCUUCCCAUUAGAUGCUGAAAAUUGUAUGGAUAACUUAAAUAUAAACUCAAAGGAAGAUGGAAAUACUCCUAAUAGCAUAAAAGUAGCUGUUUCUUCAAAGCAUGCCAACUUUAAAAUCAAUAAAGUAACUCCUUAAAA